AUGAGAACCUCACCUUUUCUGAAUGCACCAGCAGAAGUGCGUGGUCUCAUCUAUGAUUAUCUCUUCGACGAUGCUGGCCACAAGCGGCUGGAAAUCCGCAAUGCACCGGCCGAGAAGGUGUCAGCGCAAGAUGGGCGGAAAAGGACAAGAUAUUAUGUUCUUGAUCGCUCACUGCAUCGAAGGUGCUUUGAGACAACAUAUCAUCUUAAAACAAACGAUGUACACUUCUGUGCGGCUUUGAUGCGCACCAACCGCCAGGUAUAUCAGGAAACAUCAUAUAUCGUGUACGGCAAGCAUGCAUUCGACUUUGGGGGUGAUGUCGAGGCUGUAGAACCAUUCAUAUCAGAUCUUAUUCCUGAAAGUCGGCACAUUAUUCGGGAGAUCUCACUUUACAAGCGUGGGCCGAUGCCGAUAUAUGAGAACGAUCGGAGCGAAUGGCGAAGCGUUUGUCGGUUCCUGCAGAAGACUGGUGUGGUCAGAAAGCUUCGUCUGGUCAUCCAAGGAGGAAAGCCGACCGUCGAUUGGCAUGGGCCGAAGGAGUUCACAGCAACAGACUUCAAACUCUUGGCAGAUUUGAAGCACGAGAGUCUAGAUUGGGUCAACGAGUUGGCGCAGGUCAGGGUUAAAGAGCUGGAGAUUUUGCCGGAUGUCCAUUAUGCCCCUCCGCCUACAAGUACGAACAUGUUGGUUUUCGCAGCCAUAUCAGCAAGCAUAGAAAGAGGCUUGACUGAAUUUCUUAGAUCGCGAUUGCUCUUGGCAUCAGUCUGA
Messenger RNA from Truncatella angustata, 768 nucleotides. RefSeq lists its product as uncharacterized. The transcript has a single exon. The record is from RefSeq and is a predicted model, not a curated record. Bases 1 to 768 code for a protein of 255 amino acids. Lineage: Eukaryota; Fungi; Ascomycota; Sordariomycetes; Amphisphaeriales; Sporocadaceae.